Messenger RNA from Pocillopora verrucosa, 3676 nucleotides. The record is from RefSeq and is a predicted model, not a curated record. Lineage: Eukaryota; Metazoa; Cnidaria; Anthozoa; Scleractinia; Pocilloporidae.
AUGGAGAACGGCAAGUGCUAUCUCGAAAAAGACGAUAUUGUCGUAAACAAAGACAAUGCAUCGAGGGGGAUAUAUGUGACUGGCUUCCCAUCGAAUACAACGGCGAGCGAGCUGGUGAUACAUUUCCAGAAACGUAAAAAUGGUGGCGGAGAUAUCGAAUGUCUUCAUAUUACAGAAGAGAGAUUCGCUGUCAUCAUUUUCGACGAUCCAUCAGUUGCUGAAUCUGUGGUAAAAAAAAGGCAGGUUCUCAGUCCUGAUAAUGUACCGCUGAAGGUUGACUCGUUGUCCGAGAAGGUGAAGAUUGAAACAGCAAACGCCCCUGAGAUCUUUCAACGAGUAACGGCUUGGAUCCACGAUGAAGUGUUAAGAAACCACACCCGUGAAGAAAUAAAACUUGCUCUCAACAAAGUCAAGGAAGAGACCGACAUCGACUUCCACGAUGCAAGUGAAAGCUUCGUACUUUCAGGGAAGUUCCAACAGGUAAAAAAAAGUGGAGAUUUGCUGAGUCAGUACUUGGAAAACUUUCAGAGAGAUUUUAGAUCGUUACUUCCUGAUGGGUUCCACAAGACAAAGAAGGUUGCAAAAGUUUCAGAUGCCACAUCAAAUGAGGCUGAUGAAACAGGAGAAACAGGCCCUGGAAAGGGCUCAGGAACCGGUAUUAACUUUGAAGACCAAGAAUGUGCAGAUAUGAAACCUCAACAGUACGAAACGACAGAAGAGUUUUUCCGUUUGUUUGUCAACGCACAUGGCAAAGAAUUGCAAGAUAUCGAAUAUGAUUAUGAAAUAAAAGUACACAGGUUUGCCACCGACAACAAAGUUACCGUUGAACCAACUAAACACUGCUCCACUGAAAAAUUCUUCGAGGGAUGCGAAGCUUUCAUCACUCUUUAUCAAAAUGUUCAUAAGUGCAUGAAGCUGGUAGAAUUUGCUCCCAGAGACCAACAGUCACCAGUACGUGUCAGGCAACGUAUCCAGACCGUGGGUAAGGCACAACCCUUAUCAAUUGAGGUUUGUAAAGACAAGAAACACUGGAAAGUCUAUGGUGAAGAAAUUUUUGUCGAGAAAUUUCUAACAGACCUCCAGAAAGAGGAUCUGAUUGAUCGGACAGCACAGGAAGCGGGGGCCUGGUGUAGGGAUGGAACAGAUGAGGAUGACGAGAACUUUGGAAAUGAAGAUCAGUUGGAACACAUUCUAGGUUCAGUUAAGCUUUCUGUUACUAAGGGUGACAUCACGGAUCAAAACGUCGAUGUGAUAGUGAAUGCAGCUAAUAGCAGACUCAGUCAUGGUGCCGGAGUAGCAGGGGCAAUCAUCGAUAAAGGGGGUAAUGGUAUUCAGAAAGAGUCGGAUAACUACAUCUCUCGCUAUGGACCCGUGAACGAUGGUGAAGUAGCCGUGACUGGGCCUGGCAAACUACCAUGUAGAAAAAUCAUCCAUGCGGUAGGUCCUAUGUGGAAAAGGUCAGAUGAAGAGAAAUGCAAGAGAGCUCUAAAAAUGGCUUGUUUAAAAAGUCUCGCGGUAGCCGCAAGCAACAAGAAGUGCAAGUCCAUUGCCUUUCCAGCGAUCAGCUCAGGACUCUUUGGCAUGCCGAAAGAGAUAAGCGCAAAGGUCAUGUUUGAAGCCGUGCAAGAAUAUAUCACGCGAGGAGAUCCAUCAAAGGCGAUUUUGACCGAUAUUAGAUUUGUGAUUAUCGAUGAUCCGACGGUGAAAGUGUUCAAGAAAGAAUUCAUUGAGUUCUUCCAAAUCCAAAAAGAUCAGUCUCUGGCUGCUGGCCCAACGGCCUCCAAACCUCCAAGGUCAAAAAGGGGGAAGAAGAACGGAAAAAAUGGGGCAAAUGAUGUGAAUGACCCUUUGACAUCACAUAGCGAUUCCUCUUCAAAGUCUUUUAGCGAUGCAGUGACAGGUAACAGACACGGGAACGCACCUAACAGAAAGGGUCCUCGAGAAGGACCGUCUCAAGAUUCUGCUUCUGGAGGUGCAAGUAAAGAUGACAUCUGCGUAAUUUGUAGGGAUGCGUUACAAAAUCCUAAAAAGUUAAAGUGUGGGCAUGUCUUUUGUACCAACUGUGUGGAGACUGCUUUGACUUAUGACAACCGAUGUCCAGUGUGUAAAGAACCGCAAGGUGUUGUGAAAGGAAAUCAACCUGACGGGCAAAUGCAUGUGUACCAUAGUCAAAGGUCUCUUCCAGGCUAUCGCGGUUGUGGAACAAUUACCAUAACCUACAGUUUUCCUUAUGGGACUCAAGGCCAGGAGCAUCCACACCCUGGCGAAAUGUACAGUGGUACCAGUCGUACCGCAUAUCUUCCUGAUAACCGAGAAGGGAAAGAGGUAUUGGCUCUUCUAAAGAGAGCCUUUGAUGCCCGAUUGGUGUUCACGGUGGGUACAUCAGUAACUUCUGGGUGGCGAAACCAGAUCACAUGGAAUGAUAUUCACCACAAGACUAAUAUAUCUGGAGGGCCUGAGGCGUAUGGUUAUCCGGACCCAGAUUAUCUCCGACGUGUUAAAGAAGACUUGGCAGCCAAGGGAAUUCGCUGAUCCUGAGUGAGUGACUCUCUAAUGUUGAAGAUACGUUUUGGCGCAACAUAAAGACUGUGAUAUUAUCACCUACUUGAGAAGAAAGGACUCCUCUCAUGUGGCUUUGAUAUCUAUACAUUAGGUAGUUAGGUUACAAAAAAAAACGAGAAUAAUAAAAAACAAAAAACAUUAAAACAGUAACAUCCCUAAUACACGAGUAUAUACCGGUAGGUGGUAUAACUGAAAGCAGCUACACAUGGAGGGGCGGAGUAUCAGAUUGGCUGAAAAUGUGGCCACUUUGAGAGUUAAGUAAGAGGCUACAUGAAACAGACAAUGCUCUUUACGGCUGUUUAAAACACUGUUUAGUGAUAUAUAACAUUAAAUUUAUCGGCUUAUUUCUUUCUUAGUUAAUUUUCCCGUAAGUUGUCGAGAGGGGUAUCUUUUGUUUUUUAGUUAUUGUUGAUUUUUUCUCUUCAUUGAGCUCUAAAUGAAAAUGCAUAAGGAAUCACGCCUUAUAUCCCAACUUUAGUAACAAUCCAAACCAGGUGAGGGCAGUGAGCUUAAUGUUGGUCAUUCUGGUUCUUGUUUCGACCCCAUAAUUUGACCGAUAGUGUAUACUUUCUGUUAAAUGAAGUCUUUGGGGGAUGGAAACAAUUAUAGAUGACCAGCUCCAGCGAAUAAGUGAGAUUGAAGAAGACUUUUUCUGUAUCGGUUUUCACAUUCACGGAAUUAGAAAUUCAGAAAUAAAUUUCUGUUUACUUUUAUUUUUUUUUAAUCAUAACAGCUAGUUUUUUCAAAGAUACCGUUUUUUAAUGGUUUGGGUUCCUAAUUUUACUUAAAGUUUUCACUUCGUUAUUUCCCAUUUCUUGCACAAAAUCUCAGGCACCUAGAGAACUGAAGAAUAAUUUUUAUAUUAGUAAAUAAUACUGCCGGAGUUGUUAAAUUUAAAUGGACCUGAAUAUUCAAAGGGUGGACAGCGAUCUCAAGAGAAUGUCUCUCAAUCCAGUGAAUGGAUUCCUCUGUUUUUAUCGGUCACGUACUUAUCCGUGGCAUCGCCUAUAAAACCUUUAACAACAGAGAUUGUGCCGCUGUAUUUUUGACAUGAAAGCAUAACUUGAAUAGUCGACUUUACGGGAUUAAAAUAAAUAUGUACUGAGUACUUUAA